AUAGGAAUUAGGAAACCUUGCAUUUGGCAAUUUACAUUGAUGGCAGCACAUAACUUGUGUUCCUGAGACGCGAUAUAAAACAGCUAGAGUCGACCACGAUCAUUACACACACACUGUUAUAGAGCACGGAGACCUUCCUGGCCGUUUGAAGAGGAGUACUCAUACAAUUGCGGCCAAGUAGCGACCUCCAUUACUUUUCUGCUCCAUUCAGUUCUUACUUCUAUCUCUCUGUCGCGAAGAUUCAAUCCGCUUAUCAAUCAAGAUUUCUACUGGUUUCGUCGCUACUCUUCACCAUUAUCGAUCAGAAACGUAACAUCAAGGUUUUGCAAAUCAGUAUCACUUGGCUAUUUUUGGUUGUUAGUUCAAAGAUUCAACGAUCUGAUUCUGGAAUUCGGUUCAAUUAGCUACAAAGAGCGGGAGGGAGAUAUUUGAGAGCGACAGCCAUGGCGCUUUCCGCUUCCGAUUUGACUGCCAUAUACUCGUUGCUGACCAAUUCGAUGAGCGGCGAUGAAAGCGUGCGCAAGCCAGCUGAGGCGGCGCUCUCUCAGUUUGAGAGUAGGCCUGGCUUCUGCUCUUGCCUCAUGGAAGUGAUAACUGCAAAGGAUUUAGCGCCUCAGGUUGACGUUCGAUUGAUGGCCUCGGUGUACUUCAAAAACAGUAUUAAUCGUUAUUGGAGAACCAGACGCGAUUCUGUAGGAAUUAGCAACGAGGAGAAGUUACAUCUCAGGCAAAAAUUGCUGUCACACCUGAGAGAAGAAAACUACCAGAUAGCUGUGAUUUUAGCUGUGCUCAUUUCAAAAAUUGCCCGUGUGGAUUAUCCAAAAGAAUGGUACAGUCUUGCCCCAUAUUUCUCUAUUGACAUUUUCAUUGAUUGGCAAUGUCACAAGCUACAGCUCUCACAUAGUUCUCUUCCCAAGCCGGAGCUAUUUUCUUUCUUAGCACAACAGCUUCAGUCAACAGACAUUCUUGCUUCCCACAGGAUUUUUCUGAUUAUUUUCCGAACCUUAAAGGAAUUGUCCACUAAACGCUUAACUGCAGAUCAGAGGCACUUUGCUGAGAUAUCCUCCCAUUUCUUUGAUUAUAGCUGGCAUCUAUGGCAGAACGACAUACAAACCAUAUUGCAUGGUUUCUGUACGCUUGCUCAGAGCCAUAAGUCAAAUGCCUUGGAGCAGUAUCAAGAUGAACUUUAUUUAACAUGUGAGAGAUGGCUGCUGUGUUUAAAAAUAAUACGACAGUUGGUUAUUUCGGGGUUUCCAAGUGAUGCAAAAUGUGUACAGGAGGUUCAACCAGUCAAGCAGGUUUGUCCUGUGUUCUUGAAUGCCAUAAAGUCACUGCUUCCGUACUAUUCAUCCUUUCAGAAGGAACAUCCUAAAUUUUGGGACUUUGUAAAGAGGGCUUGUAUAAAGUUGACGAAGGUUCUGGUUGCAAUUCAUAUCCGACAUCCUUAUUCAUUUGGUGAUAAGUGUGUGCUUGGGCCUGUCAUGGAUUUCUGUUUGAUUACUAUAACAGAUCCUGAGCCAGUGAUAGUAUCACAUGAACAAUUCCUAAUUCAGUGUAUGGUAAUGGUGAAGCGCAUACUAGAAUGUAAGGAAUAUAAACCAAGCAUCACUGGUCGUGUGAUGGAAGAUACUCGGAUUACAGUAGAGCAGACAAAGAGAGCCAUCUCUAAUAAUGUUGGUGAUAUUCUGGCUUCCCUUUUGCCGCCUGAGAGGAUAAUACACCUUUGUAAUGUUUUGAUAAGAAGGUAUUUUGUUCUUAGAGCAAGUGAUUUGGAGGAAUGGUACCAGAACCCGGAAUCUUUUCAUCACGAACAGGAUAUGGUUCAGUGGACAGAGAAACUUAGGCCUUGUGCUGAAGCUUUAUACAUUGUGUUGUUUGAAAACAAUAGCCAACUGCUAGGUCCUAUUGUGGUCUCCAUCCUUCAAGAGGCAAUGAAUGGUUGCCCAACUUCAGCGACUGAAGUCACUCCGGGACUACUACUUAAGGAUGCAGCUUAUGGUGCUGCUGCAUAUGUUUAUUAUGAGCUCUCAAAUUACCUGAGCUUCAAAGAUUGGUUUAAUGGUGCUUUAUCCUUUGAACUCUCCAAUGAUCAUCCAAAUUUGCGCUUUAUCCAUCGGAAAGUUGCAAUGAUAUUGGGACAGUGGGUUUCUGAGGUUAAAGAUGACACAAAAAGACAAGUUUACUGUGCUUUGAUCAGAUUGCUACAGAACAAAGACCUAUCUGUCAGGUUGGCAGCUUGUCGAGCUUUGUGUUCACACAUUGAAGAUGCAAAUUUUUCAGAACAAGACUUUAGUGAUCUUCUUCCUACCACAUGGGAUUCCUGUUUCAAGUUGGUUGAGGAAGUUGAAGAGUUUGACUCAAAGGUUCAGGUACUGAAUUUGAUAUCUGUUCUUAUUGGACGUGUCAGUGAACUCAUUCCAUUUGCAAACAAGUUGGUGCAGUUCUUUCAGAAGGUCUGGGAGGAGUCUUCGGGUGAGAGCCUGCUGCAGAUUCAGCUUCUUAUUGCUCUGCGCCACUUUGUAGUUGCUCUUGGCCAUCAUUCGCCAAGUUGCUACAACGUGCUGCUGCCCGUCCUCCAGAAGGGAAUUGAUAUUAAUAGCCCAGAUGAACUCAAUCUUCUAGAAGAUAGUAUGCUGUUGUGGGAAGCCACCCUUUCUCAUGCACCUGCAAUGGUUCCUCAACUACUGGCAUUCUUUCCUUGUCUGGUGGAGAUCAUGGACAGAAGGUGUGAUCACUUGCAGGUUGCUGUCAAUAUCAUUGAGGGGUACAUUGUUUUGGGUGGAUCUGACUUUCUUAGCGUGCAUGCAUCCGCUCUUGCUAAGCUGCUUGAUCUGAUUGUUGGAAAUGUUAAUGAUAAAGGACUGCUUGCAACUCUUCCAGUGAUUGAUAUUCUAGUACAGUGUUUCCCAAUAGAAGUGCCCCCAUUGAUUAACAGUACAUUACAAAAAUUAGUUGUUAUUUGCUUAAGUGGAGGAGAUGACCGUGAUCCUUCUAAGGCAGCUGUUAAAGCAUCUUCUGCUGCUAUCCUAGCUAGGAUUUUAGUGAUGAAUACGAAUUACCUUGCACAAGUAGCAUCAGAUCCAUCGCUUUCAGUACUCCUACAGCAGGCUGGUGUCCCUAUAGAAGAAAAUAUACUUCUAUGUCUAGUUGACGUAUGGCUUGACAAGGUAGACAAUGUAUCUUCCACUCAAAGAAAGAUAUUUGGUUUGGCCCUUUCCAUCAUCCUUGCAUUAAGGGUGCCUCAAGUUCUUGAUAAACUUGAUCAGAUCCUUAGUGUAUGUACUAGUGUAAUUUUGGGUGUGAAUGAUGACUUAACUGAAGAAGAGUCGAGUGGGGAUAACAUAAGCUCCAGCAGUUUCCAUGGUGAGGGCACUAUUCCAAGUAAAGAGUUCAGACGUAGACAGAUUAAGUUUUCAGACCCUAUCAACCAGUUAUCUUUAGAGAAUUCAGUGAGAGACAACCUUCAAACAUGUGCUUCUCUUCAUGGAGAAUCUUUUAAUUCAGCUAUUGGUAGAAUGCAUCCUGCAUUAUUUGCUCAAGUGAAGCAAGCUUUGAAGAUGCCAUAGUCAUUGAAUUUACUCGUCGUAAUCUUUCUGUGUUCUCGUGCUUGGUGGCCUCCAGGCUUUCACACUUUUCCAUGCUUGAGAGGAUAUAUGGUGGCAUUGAUGUUUCUUUGAGGUGUUCUGCCAGCAGGCACCGUUUCCUCUUCUUUCCCCUUGGUUUUCACUAUCUCAGACGCGCAGCUUUUCAAGAAGUGCAGCGGCAGCCGUAGCGUCUUUAUUUUCCUCUUUCUUUAAUUGACUUUCAGCAACCUCUUGAACCAUCUCCAUGAAGGUUUUGCAAUCCGAAUUUUUUUAAAAAAAGGGCAAAAAAACCCAAGAAUGAGUUGUGAAGGCCAUACUUGUAACAUCUGUUUCCCGAUCUUUACACCUAGCAUAAAAUAGGAAAGGAACUAUCAGAUCUCAACAUUCUCUGCUGCUGGUCUGUCCUAGAACAGAACUUUUCAUAUGCUAAUGACUGGGAAUUUCAAGUUUAGCUGUUUUCUGGAGCAAAAUCUGUUAAUCAA
This is a messenger RNA of Tripterygium wilfordii, 4066 nucleotides long. RefSeq names its product importin-11-like. Lineage: Eukaryota; Viridiplantae; Streptophyta; Magnoliopsida; Celastrales; Celastraceae. Gene Ontology annotation, cellular component: cytosol; nuclear envelope. Gene Ontology annotation, biological process: protein import into nucleus. The transcript is spliced from 25 exons. Gene Ontology annotation, molecular function: small GTPase binding. Bases 444 to 3566 code for a protein of 1040 amino acids. The record is from RefSeq and is a predicted model, not a curated record.